This is a messenger RNA of Malus domestica (apple), 2910 nucleotides long. NCBI's taxonomy places the organism in Eukaryota, Viridiplantae, Streptophyta, Magnoliopsida, Rosales, Rosaceae. The record is from RefSeq and is a predicted model, not a curated record.
CAAAGCAAAGAAAACUUUAUUCUUACAACAAUAUCUAUCUUUGCAAAUUUAUGCAAUCCCACCUAUCACCUCAAUAUUGCUCACUGUUUUCUCCUUUUGCUUUUGGCCUCUUCAUAUCUAUACACUACUAAAGUCUGUCUUGGUGAUGCACUCCCAACCGCCAAAUGCAUCGACCAAGAGAGACGUGCGCUUCUCACCUUCAAAGAAGAUCUCACCGAUCCUUCCGGCAGGCUUUCUUCUUGGGUCGGUCGCGAUUGCUGCCAAUGGAAAGGAAUUUCGUGUAACAACAACACAGGUCAUGUCAAAAAGAUGAGUCUCCAGAAUCCAUACAUAUAUACACUAUCGGUCUUUGAUGCAGCGCAAGAUGAGAUGGAGUACUCGUCGUUGGGUGGUAAGAUAAAUCCUUCUUUGCUUAGCUUGAAGCAUUUGAAUUACUUAGAUCUAAGCCAGAAUGAUUUUCGAGGGAUUCACAUUCCCGAAUUCUUUGGCCAGCUAAAAAAUUUGAGGUAUCUCAAUCUCUCCUCAGCUUCAUUUGGAGGAGAGAUUCCACCUCAUCUUGGUAACUUGUCACAUUUGAACCAUCUUCAUCUCAGUGAAGAGUCUGACUACUCCUUACUUAAACUACCUUCCGAAAACUUGAAUUGGCUUUCUCGUCUCUCUUCCCUAAAAUACCUCAAUCUUGAAGGGUUGGACCUCAGCAACACAAGUUGCCUACAUAAUUUUAACAUGCUUCCCUCCCUACUUGAAUUACACUUGCCAUCAUGCGAAAUUGAAAGCCUUCCACUCUCACUCAAAAACAUUAGCCUCAUAUCACUUUUGGUCCUUGGCGUGUCGUAUAACGAUUGGAAGUUUCCAUUUCCUGAUUGGUUUUUCAGUCUUGGUAGCAUCACAAAAAUGGAUUUAAGUGGGAACUCGUUGAUUGGUCCCUUUCCCAUUGAACUUGAGAGCCUCAAAUCACUUGAACACCUUCAUUUAUCUUUCAAUGGACUUAAAGGUCGAAUUCCCAUGCUUGAAAAUUUUUGCAGUCUAAAGACCUUAAAUCUUGCCAGCAACAAAUUUGAUGGGGGGAUUCAAGAGCUGUUCGACGGAUUAUCAAGUUGUCCCAAUAGAAAACUCAAGUCACUAGAUUUGUCUUCUAAUAUGCUGCAAAGCAAUUUGCCGGCGUCCUUGGGGAUGCUACGCAAUUUGAAGUAUCUCAGCCUCUAUAACAAUCUUAUGAAUGGGUCCAUUCCUGAAAGUUUAGGACAACUUCCUGAGCUAGUUCACCUCGAUCUGUCGUUCAACCCGUGGGUAAGCAUUUUGACUGAAUCCCAUUUCAUGAACCUCACAAGAUUGAAAUACUUUGCAUUAGGCAGAGUGGAUCCAUACCCAACUCUACCUAUUCACCUCAGUUUCAAUGUGUCUUAUAAUUGGGUACCUCCUUUCAUGCUUCACACAAUCAACAUUGCGAACUGUAAAGUAGGUCGUACCUUUGGGGUAUGGCUUCAAUCUGAAACUGAACUAGUCUUUGUCAAACUUCAGGGUACUGGGAUUUCCAAUUCUAUACCAAAGCACUGGUUCUUGAAAUUAUCUUCCAACGUCGAAUAUUUGGAUUUUAUCUUACAACCAAAUCACUGGAAACCUUCCAAUGGAAUUGAAUUUUCGGAAUACUCUAAUUUUGGAUGUGAGGUUUCCAAAACUGAAUUUCCUCAAACAUGGAGUCAGUUGCAUGAGAUCUUGGUCAUAGAUGCUGCACACAACAAUCUCUCAGGCAAACUUCCUAGUUCGAUUGGUGUCCCGGGCGCUCUUUUCGGGUUGAAGCUGAACAACAACAACUUCGAUGGUGAAAUUCCUCUUUCCUUGCAAAAUUGCACUUCUUUGAGGCAUAUUGAUCUCGGAGAUAACAAAUUCACUGGAAAAAUACCUUCAUGGAUAGGAUCAAGGGUGCCACUGGUAUCGAUCUUACGACUGCGGUCCAAUUUUUUCGGUGGAGAAGUUCCCCAACAGUUGUGCAAUCUUGGCUACCUUCAUAUCCUAGACCUUGCACACAACAACUUUUCAGGGACUAUUCCUAAGUGCUUGAAUAAACUGAGUGCUCUGACGCAUGGAAAUUUCAGUGCUUAUGACUUAUAUGCUUUUUAUGACCAAGAAACAUCAGUGGUGAAAGUAAGACAACUCGACUAUCAGCCGCAGACUAUAAUGUUCGUAAGAAGCAUUGAUCUUUCAUCGAAUAACCUCGAAGGUGAAAUCCCUGAAGAAAUAUCCAGCCUCGCUCUACUGCAUAACUUGAACUUGUCGAUGAACCAAUUGAGAGGAAGCAUUCCAUCAAAGAUUGGGAACUUGAUGUUGCUCGAAGCUCUUGAUCUUUCGAUCAACCACCUUUCAGGAGAGAUUCCUCAAAGUAUUUCACUUCCGACGUUCUUGUCUCACUUGAACUUGUCUUAUAACAACUUGACCGGUAGAAUUCCUUCGGGCAGCCAACUUCAGACACUCACGGAUCCAUCCAUUUACGAGGGUAACCCGUCACUGUGUGGGGUUCCUCUUUCAACCAAGUGUCCCGGAGAUGAUCACACUCCUACAAAAGACAAUGAUCAUGAAGAUGGAAAUGAUAAGUUUUGGUUCUACGUUAGCAUAGCACUCGGAUUUAUCGUAGGUUUUUGGGGUGUUUGUGGCAGAUUAGUCGUCAAGAAGACAUGGAGGUAUGCUUAUUUUGGAUGGUUCGAUGCCAUUAAAGAUAAGGUACUGCUAGCAAUUGCAGUGCAAAUGGCUCGUUUUCAAAGGAAGGUUUGAUUAGAGUAGAAAUAUGAAUGUCGUUCUUGAAUUCGGAAAAUUUUUAAUAACUAUAAAAUACAUGUACUGUGUGAUUUUUAUUUUUUGUUCUUCCUUUUGUUGGAAUUUACGAAUGUACUUGCACUGGAUGUUUGAUGAAUA